Messenger RNA from Tripterygium wilfordii, 2763 nucleotides. RefSeq names its product probable LRR receptor-like serine/threonine-protein kinase At4g37250. Gene Ontology annotation, biological process: protein phosphorylation. NCBI's taxonomy places the organism in Eukaryota, Viridiplantae, Streptophyta, Magnoliopsida, Celastrales, Celastraceae. Gene Ontology annotation, molecular function: ATP binding; protein kinase activity; protein binding. The coding region runs from base 229 to 2541 and encodes 770 amino acids. The record is from RefSeq and is a predicted model, not a curated record. The transcript has 2 exons.
CAUAUAUAUAUAUAUAUAGCUGAUGCAGAGAAGGCAUAUUGGUAGUACGAACUUUGGUUUGGUGAGCUGUGUUUCUCUGUAAUAGAUUACUAUUUUGUUAAUUUAAUAUUAACUCAAUAACUCCUAUCACAUGGCCUCUGUACUCUCAUAAAUCUCAGUUUCCUCUCUCUCUCUCUCUCUCUAUCUAUUCAAUUUCAUGUUAGAGAUGUUGGAGAAUCCUGAGAAAUCAUGAGGUCUCAAAGUGUUAAUAAUCUCUACUUAUGGUGGAGAGUUGGGUUUCUUUUCUGCUUGGUUUUUGUAGAGAGAUGUCGUGGGCUCAACAUGGAUGGGGUUCUGUUGCUUUCUUUCAAGUACUCGAUCAUCGAGGAUCCUACGCGCGUGCUUGAGACCUGGAACUACGACAACGAUACGCCAUGUUCAUGGAAAGGAGUGAGCUGUGGAUCUCCGGGAGAAUCCAACACCAACUCUCGGGUCAUAGGCUUAAAUCUACCAAGUUCACAGCUUCUGGGUUCGAUUCCUGCUGAUUUUGGCAUGAUCGAACACCUCCAAAAUCUUGAUCUUUCCAACAAUUCCAUUAAUGGGUCUCUCCCUUUUUUGCUUUUCAACGCAACAGAGCUUCGGUUUCUUGAUUUGUCAAACAAUUUGAUCUCCGGUGACUUGCCGGAGACUGUAGGUCGGUUACAGAAUCUUCAAUUGCUUAAUCUCUCUGACAAUGCCUUGGCGGGGAAAUUACCUGCCACUCUCACUACUGUGUCUAAUCUAACUGUUGUUUCUUUGAAGAAUAACUACUUCUCUGGUGAUCUUCCUAGUAGAUUUAGCUCUGUUCAAGUUUUGGAUCUUUCUUCGAAUCUAAUCAAUGGAUCUCUUCCUCCUGAUUUUGGUGGUCCUAGUCUUCGUUACUUGAACGUCUCCUACAACAAGUUAUCAGGAAAUAUUCCACCACAAUUCGCCGAGAAAAUCCCGGGUAACGCUACUGUUGAUCUCUCGUCCAACAAUCUCACCGGAGAAAUCCCAGAAUCCAGUGUUUUCAUGAAUCAAGAAACGAAGUCGUUUUCUGGGAAUCUUGAUCUAUGCGGACCGCCAACAAAGAAACCAUGUGCAAUCCCUUCUACACCAUCAGCUCCUCCUACUUCUCCUCCUGCAUUUGCCGCAAUUCCAAAGACUGUAGACUCCAACACUUCUGGGAAUUCAACUGGGUCUCAUAAAAAGGGGCUCAGACCAUUAACAAUCGUAGGCAUUGUAAUUGGGGAUUUGGUAGGAAUUUCGAUUCUUGCUCUGAUUUUCUGUUAUGUGUACCAUGUAAAGAAAAGGAAGAAAGCAGAGGGUACAAUCAAGAAAGAAGCCAUUACCGCCAAGGAUGAUUCUUGGUCAACUUCAUCGUCAGAAUCAAAAGUUUUCACGAGAUGGUCGUGUCUGCGGAAGAGAGCCGACGAUGAAAAAGAAUCCGACACUUCGAGUUCUGAUUCUGAAGAUAAUCAUCAUCAAAAUGGACCAAAUCGCGUUGAAAGUCAAAGGCCGCAAGAUCUGGAGCAAAACAAGAAAGGUACGCUAGUGACCGUUGAUGGGGAAAAGGAGCUUGAGCUGGAAACUUUACUCAGAGCUUCGGCGUACAUAUUAGGCGCCACCGGUUCGAGCAUAAUGUACAAGGCGGUGCUUGAAGAUGGGACUUCCCUUGCGGUUCGUAGAAUCGGAGAGAACAGCGUGGACCGGUUCAGAGACUUCGAGACCCAGGUCCGAGUCAUUGCGAAAUUGGUUCACACCAACCUGGUCCACAUACGUGGCUUCUUCUGGGGCGUCGAUGAGAAACUCAUCAUAUACGACUUCGUUCCGAGCGGCAGCCUCGCCAACGCUCGCCACAAAAAGGUGGGCUCAUCCCCGUGUCAUUUGCCAUGGGAGACUAGGCUCAAGAUAGCGAAAGGGGUGGCCCGUGGGCUUGCAUUUCUGCACGAGAAGAAGCAUGUUCAUGGGAAUUUGAAGCCCAGUAAUAUUCUUCUGGAGUCUGAUAUGGAGCCCAAGAUUGGAGAUUUCGGACUCGAAAAGCUUGUAGCGGGAGACUCAAGCUACAAAGCCGGUGGAUCAUCGAGAAUUUUCGGAAGCAAGAGGUCCACGGCGUCGCGUGAUAGUUUCCAAGACUUUCCAAUGGGUCCUAGCCCAAGCCCGAGCCCAAGCUCAAUGGGGUUUGCGUCACCUUAUCAGGCACCAGAGUCACUAAGGAACCUGAAGCCGAAUCCAAAGUGGGAUGUCUAUUCGUUUGGGGUCAUAUUGCUGGAGUUGCUAACUGGGAAGGUUACGGUGGUGGAUGAGAUGGGCCAUAUGAAUGGGCUUGUAGUGGAGGACAAGAACCGGGCCUUAAGAAUGGCUGAUCCGGCAAUACGGGCCGAGUUAGAGGGCAAAGAGGAGUUCUUAUUGGGCUGCUUCAAGUUAGGGUACGGUUGUGCAUCUCCAAUUCCGCAGAAGAGGCCUACAAUGAAAGAAGCCAUACAGAUUCUUGACAAAAUUCCGUCUUCAACGUCGUCAUCACAAUUUUAUGGUCAUUUAUGAUGCCAAUUGCAUUUUGUUUUGUAGAAAGAUGUAUGUAUGAUUGACUGACAUUUCUUUUUCUUUCUUUUUCUUUUUCUUUUUUGUAUUUGUUCCCCGAGCUUGGAUUGUGACCGUGUGAAAUCAUAGGUAGAUGUUGGUGAUACUAAUUGUGGACCAAUCCCACACUCCUUUUAGUGUUUUUGUUUUGGACCAAGUAUUGAGAGUUCAUUCAUUCUCCUGUCA